AUGCUCCCGUAUGCUGACUGCAUACAAAAGUACAUUGAAACGAACGAAAUUACGAAGCGCAAACUGGCGGAACUGACAGAGGCGGAAGGUUUGCCAAUUCACAUUGGAUCGGUCUCGCAGUCAUAAUUUACAGAACUCCUAAAGAAAAACCAGGAAGAUUUGAAGCGCCAAGAAGAUAUCGUAUCCAAAUCGCUUGUAAAAACGGAGAGAGAUGUCAUCGAUCAGAAAGAAGAACUUCAGCGUCAGAAGCGAUUCGUGGACGAUGUGCGGAAAACUGCUGAAGCCAGCCAGAAAAAUCUGGCAGAAGCGAGAGAAGAGAAUGCGACGGAACAGAGUAUAAAGACGGAAGCGCAGGAGAAGGUGAUUAAAAGUGAUAUUCGUGCGGGGUAAUGAUGUCUUUCAGGUGAAAGAAGCCGAGAAAAUGCUGAAUGAUUUGGAGACAAUCCUGAAAGAGAAGGCUGACGUGGAAUCUACGGAGAUAGACAGAAUGGAAAAUCUGGUCGCUUUGUACUCGGUAAAUCAAAACCUGAGGGUUCAGUAA
Messenger RNA from Caenorhabditis sp. 36 PRJEB53466, 541 nucleotides. The record is from the annotation of a GenBank genome assembly. NCBI's taxonomy places the organism in Eukaryota, Metazoa, Nematoda, Chromadorea, Rhabditida, Rhabditidae.